Molecule: messenger RNA, 1651 nt
Organism: Protobothrops mucrosquamatus (brown spotted pit viper)
Lineage: Eukaryota; Metazoa; Chordata; Lepidosauria; Squamata; Viperidae
Gene: PPP6C
Product: protein phosphatase 6 catalytic subunit
Exons: 7
Coding region: 12-929 (305 amino acids)
Biological process (GO): G1/S transition of mitotic cell cycle; peptidyl-serine dephosphorylation
Cellular component (GO): cytoplasm
Molecular function (GO): protein serine/threonine phosphatase activity
Source: RefSeq, a predicted model, not a curated record
GCUCUGCCAAAAUGGCGCCGCUGGACUUGGAUAAGUACGUCGAGAUAGCGCGGCUCUGCAAGUACCUGCCCGAGAACGACCUCAAGCGGCUGUGUGACUACGUCUGUGACCUGCUCCUAGAAGAAUCAAACGUGCAGCCGGUUUCUACCCCCGUUACCGUCUGUGGUGACAUUCAUGGACAGUUUUAUGAUCUAUGUGAAUUAUUCCGAACUGGAGGUCAGGUUCCUGACACAAACUACAUAUUUAUGGGUGAUUUUGUAGACAGAGGCUAUUACAGUCUAGAGACAUUUACUUAUCUUCUUGCCCUGAAAGCAAAGUGGCCGGAUCGGAUCACGCUCUUGCGUGGGAAUCAUGAAAGCAGACAGAUAACCCAGGUCUACGGAUUUUAUGAUGAGUGCCAAACAAAAUACGGUAACGCAAACGCCUGGAGAUACUGCACUAAAGUCUUCGACAUGCUCACCGUAGCAGCGUUGAUAGAUGAACAGAUCCUCUGCGUGCACGGAGGUCUUUCUCCAGACAUCAAAACACUGGAUCAGAUCCGAACCAUCGAGCGCAACCAAGAGAUCCCUCACAAAGGCGCUUUCUGCGACCUCGUCUGGUCUGACCCAGAAGACGUGGACACCUGGGCCAUCAGCCCUCGCGGAGCCGGGUGGCUUUUUGGUGCUAAAGUUACCAAUGAGUUUGUCCACAUCAACAACUUAAAACUGAUCUGCCGGGCCCAUCAGCUGGUCCACGAAGGCUAUAAAUUCAUGUUUGACGAGAAGCUGGUAACGGUCUGGUCAGCCCCAAACUACUGCUAUCGCUGCGGGAAUAUCGCCUCCAUCAUGGUCUUUAAAGACGUGAACACGAGAGAGCCGAAACUUUUCCGAGCUGUCCCAGAUUCCGAACGCGUCAUCCCUCCGAGAACAACCACGCCGUAUUUCCUCUGAAAAUGCCGCCCACGGCCCUCCCUCCCUUCGUGACGUACAUUCUAUUGAGCACUUUGCUGCUGAAAUGCUUUUUUCCCCCCCCUAUUUUUAAAUUAUCUAAGUGUAUAUGGUCUGUAGCGUUGCGUUUCUUAACCGCCCUUCUUCCCGUGCGUCUCCUCCUCUUUAAGAUCGCUUUUGAAACGUCCCACAAGCACUUAACUUGUCAUAUAUAUAUAUAUAUAUAUAUUUAUAUAUAUUUAGUGCUUUCGAUUUCCUGUUUUUGUUUUUAGGGAAAACCCCUUCCCUUCAAAAUGAAAUCAAAUAAAAACGGAGCAAGACACAUCAGAGCUAGUCUGAUUCUCCUUUAUUUCGUUCAGGAGUUGGCGUUGGGAAUUUUUUGUUUUAUUUGUUCUGGAUAAGGUUUUUAAGGAAUUUCAGCAGCAAAGUUGAAUUAAUAUGCAUAUUGGGACUUUGUAAGUCCAACUUCCGUGCAUAUCCUUAUGCAGUAAAGGUAGGCUGGCCUUGUUGAUAUUUUAAAUCAUAAAUAAGUGGUUUAGAAAACUGCCCCUUUUCCCCCCUUUCCUUUCAGCUUUGUUUUUAUUUUUAGGAUUCCAAUUACCCAUUACAGGUAUUUGAAUUUGUACAUUAAAAUAACUGUUCUGAUUUUUCUCAGAUACCUUGUAUUUUUAAUAAAAGUGAUAAUCUUGAACCCCUGCCUCUAGGUUAAACUUGAAAAUAAAACU